AACCUCUCUGAAGUUACUCCACUUACUCUUUUAAUAUGUCCAAGUUGGCAGGCCUUACUCUGCCUGGUGGCAGUGAGUUCCACUGUGUAACUGGGCAAAGCAGCCCUUCCUUUUUCUUCGGAACCUUCCACCAUGUGGCUUCGGUGCCUGACCCCAGAGUGCUAAGAUGAUGGAAGAGAAAUCCCUCUCAGCAGCAAAAGAAGGGAAGGGGUGAAGAUUUGACUGAUACCCUCAUUUUUCUCUCUCUCUGAAAUGUUUGUUCUGUUUUGUUACAGCCGCCUCGUCGUCGAAUGUGAUGGUUGGCCAACUUGGGGGAAACGUUACCUUGCCCUGCCCGGAGGGGGAGGCAGAGAACACCACUCUGACCCAAUGGCGGUUCGAGGGGCAGAAUCUAAAUUCUUAUCCAGCUGCCCCCCUUAUUGUAGGGACCGAUCUUUUCCUGCCGACGUUACAUUUCAAUCAUUCCGGUUUCUACAGCUGCCACGCAGGCAAGAAGCUCCUUCGCACCUGGUGCCUGGUGCUGGAAGAACCCUUGGAGAGUCCGGAUUUCACCUGCCGCCGGAAGAGUUUAUUGAAAGAUAUUCUGUGCGAGUGGAAAAUGCCACGCCCCAUGUCGGUGUGCACCAAGGCCCGGCUCUGGAUGCAAAAAGUGUCCCCGAGAGAAAACCCCACAGAGCAGCAAUGUCGCUAUUACGGAAAAUCCCGGAAGGUCACUUGUCGCAUUGUCGGGCUGCACCACGAAGAAGAUAUUUUCUUGCUGGUGACUGCCUGCGUCGUCAACCCGGUGGGCGCCUCAAACAAAACCAAGUACCUUUGGAUCAACUCGCUCUUGAAGCCCGAUCCACCGGCUGACGUGACUGUGUACCCCGUAGAGAAAGCCUCCCGCAAACUACGUGUCACCUGGCGUUACCCGUAUUCCUGGGGCACCACUUUUUAUCACCUGCAGUUCGAACUUCGCUACUGGGUGGAAACUUCACAGAUGUACUCAGAGGUUCAGCUUCGGCCUGGGGUCACAUCCUAUGUCAUCUCUGACGCCUUAGAAGGGCUGCGGCACAUCGUCCGGGUGCGAUGCCGUGAAGAAUAUAACCACGGGGCCUGGAGCGAAUGGAGCCGUGAAAGUAGUGGGAUACCCUGGACAGAACCGAAGGAUCCUGAGCCAGAAUUGACGUCAUAUUUCCCAGAGUUCCCCUAUUACUUCAUCAACACGGAGAAGCCCACAACUCCGGAGAUCUCCAAAGAGCUGGACAUUCAACAAGUAGAAGUUCCCACACUUGCAUCCCUGCAUUUGGUCCUCAUGGUGGUGAUCAGCGUGACAGUGGGCUUCACUCUAAUUGCACUAAUCAUUUUCUGGUGUAGGAAAAGAUGGGGGCCACCUUCUUACAGAGAAGGGAAGCCGAGCACGGCCCCGACGUACGCCCUGGCCCCGUUAUCUCCAGAACCUCCACUGAGCGCUUCGCCUCUCCUCUCUCCUCCCGCCUCGCCCUUCAGCGAGAGCUCCGUCGACAGCCCCCGCGUCCUGGAUAACGGCCCGUACGACGUGGCGAACGCGGACUAUUUCCUGCUGCCCAAGUAGAAGGCACGCUUUCGGAUCGCUGGGCAUCGGGGCGUUCCUUGAUGCCAAGACGCAACAUCGGG
Molecule: messenger RNA, 1635 nt
Organism: Pogona vitticeps (central bearded dragon)
Lineage: Eukaryota; Metazoa; Chordata; Lepidosauria; Squamata; Agamidae
Source: RefSeq, a predicted model, not a curated record